Trichoplax adhaerens is the source of this 1098-nucleotide messenger RNA. RefSeq lists its product as uncharacterized. Gene Ontology annotation, molecular function: G protein-coupled GABA receptor activity. The transcript has 9 exons. Gene Ontology annotation, biological process: G protein-coupled receptor signaling pathway; gamma-aminobutyric acid signaling pathway. NCBI's taxonomy places the organism in Eukaryota, Metazoa, Placozoa, Uniplacotomia, Trichoplacea, Trichoplacidae. Gene Ontology annotation, cellular component: membrane; G protein-coupled receptor heterodimeric complex. Bases 1 to 1098 code for a protein of 365 amino acids. The record is from RefSeq and is a predicted model, not a curated record.
AUGAUUCGACUUUAUAGUGUAGUUAAAAUUCAUUAUUAUCUCAAAGAUGCCAAAAAUGUCAUCCUUGGGCAUUAUUAUGAAAAAAGUGAGCAGACUGCAUGGAAGAGUGGUAUUAAUAUCAGUUGGGGAAUUGCAGACCGCAAGCCACCUGCUGACUAUCCUUAUGUUACAAAAGUCUUUUCCGUUAUUCCGUUUACCGCAACGAUUAUUGUUAUUAUCGCAGCAGUUAUUGGUAUCUUUCUGGCACUCAUCUUCGCUUUACUAAAUGUCUAUUAUCGUAAUCGAAGGGCUAUCAAGGUUGCAAGUCCCAACAUAAAUUAUACUAUCAUCAUUGGUGCUAUUCUAUGCUAUAUAUCAACCAUCUUACAAGUCAUUUACAUUGAUCCCGUUAAUGAGACUGACUUGAUGUUAUUAAUUUGUCGAGGAAGAAUCUGGUUUCUCGUACUAGGCUUUCUUAUGGUAUUUGGUGCCUUGUUUGCAAAGACUUGGAGAUUGAAAAUGAUAUUUCAGAAUAAGAUUGCUAGAAGCAGAGGAUAUCGCGUCAACAGCCUCGUAGUUUAUUAUAAGAAUAAAUGCGUAACUCAGAAUGUCAUGUUAUGGCAUGUUAUUAUACUAAUUCUUGGAGGAGUUUUGCUACUUUAUGGACUGUCACUAGCUUGGAGAACCCGUAAUAUACCCUUCCACCUAGCUAACGAUUCGAAAUACAUUAUUUUCACAAUUUAUAACGUAACUAUUUUCUCUGGAAUUGCUAUUCUUGUUGGCCAUACUCUUUCAAAUAUUGCCCUGCGAGUCAUCUUGGUGGCAAUAUUAACCAUUAUAGUGACAACAGGAUCGUUAUGUUUAAUAUUUAUACCUAAAGUACCACAAUUUUGCAAAGCCCACCGACAAGCUAACAGUGUAUUAUGCCGAGAAAAUUUUUACGUAAAUAAACCAAGAUCAUUAACGAAUCAUGACAUUCAUAAAGCCAUACUAAGGAAAAUGGAAAUUAAGAUAUCAGAGCUGGAAGAAUCAAUACAAUUUUUUAGAAAGAAAGCAAAGAAAAAGGAAGAAGAAAAUGAAAUGGUUAAAGGACAUUCUGGAGAUUUAUGCAAUCUUUAA